UUCAACAUGGCGGCGCCCUGCUGCUGAAACUCUGCCCUGCUACUGAACACUGUAUUUACUUAAAACAAACAGACUACCGCAGAAAUUCUUGUACAAUUUAAAGGCAGAAUAAUAUAGAUAAUAUAGAUAAUAUAUAUAAUUAUGUAUAUAUAAUGGCGAACAUUUGCAAAUCUGAGAAUUCAGCUAAACUCGAGAACCAAGGAAAAGACGAGUCUGUAGACAGCGAGGAUGUAAACACAAGCUCGAUCGAGAGUGAAAUGUCCUCGUCAGGUUUCCAGCACACUCAAACCGAAGGGAUCGGGGCCGAACCGGGCAAGGAAAUAAUUUACUACUGCUCGCUGUGCGGAAAGGGUUUUUCCCGAAAGGGUCACCUGAAACAACACCAUCUAAUCCAUACGGGAGAAAAGCCCCAUCAGUGCUCGCAGUGUGGGAAGACGUUCAUCCAAAAAAGCAACCUCAAGAAGCACCAGCGCACUCACACGGGAGAGAAGCCGUACGUGUGCUCGCAGUGCGGCAAGAGUUUCACGCGCCACAGUCCGUUUAAGAACCACGAGCGCAGCCACACGGGGGAGAAGCCGUACCGGUGCUCGCCAUGCGGGAAGAGUUUCACGCUGCAGAGUUCCUUCAAGCGGCACCAGCUCAUUCACAACGGGGAGAAGCCGUAUUACUGCGCGCAGUGCGGCAUGAGUUUCCGCGAGCUGAGUCACUUGACGCACCAGCGCAUUCACACUAAAGAGAAGCCGCAUUACUGCUCGCUGUGCGGAAAGGGUUUUAGAGAAUUGCCCACUCUAAAAAACCACCAGCUCGUUCACACGGGAGAGAGGCCGCAUUUCUGCGCACAGUGCGGGAUGAGUUUCCGUGAGCUGAGUCACUUGAAAACGCACCAGCGCAUUCACACCAGAGAGAAACCGCACUAUUGCUCGCAAUGCGGCAUGAGCUUCCGCGAGUUGAGUCACUUGAAAACGCACCAGCGCAUCCACUCGGGGGAUAAGUCGCACUACUGCUCGGAGUGCGGCAUGAGUUUCCGCGAGCUGAGUCACUUAAAAACGCACCAGCGCAUCCACGCCGGAGGAAAGCCGUAUUACUGCUCCCAGUGCGGCAUGAGUUUCCGGGAACUGAGCCAUUUGAAGACGCACCAGCGCAUUCACACUAAAGAGAAGCCGCAUUACUGCUCGCAGUGCGGGAUGAGUUUCCGAGAGUUAAGCCAUUUGAGGACUCACCAGCGCAUUCACACCGGAGACAGGCCGUACCGCUGUACGCAGUGUGGGAAGAGCUUUAAACAGCACGGAUCCUUCAAGGCUCACCAGCGCAUUCACGCAGCAGACAAGCAGCAACACAGUGUGGGAUGAGUUCAGUACGUGUGUGUGUGUGUUGGCUUAUUAAGAAAAAAACCUGGCUCAUUUACACGGAACCGAAGGCGUAUGCUCACAGCGUGGGUCUCGUUCACGUUAAUCACGUGUCAUAUAUCAAAUGACUAUCUCAAACUAAACGUAACGUACUUACCGAAGACCUGGUACAGGCACAAGCCUCUAACCGAACAUCGCAAACCAGAGGAUUACGGACUAUUUUUCACAUGUGAGCAAUGGAGGCGUCAUUCAAACACUUUUAUACGUUUAGUGACUUGAUUUUAAACGUUGUACAGGGUAUAUAAUGCAUCACAGUGUAACCGUUCAUUUACAACCCGUUAAAAAGUUUUAGCGCAAUCCGUUAUCAUGAACUAAUCCGUUUUGAUUAGAGGCUUUUGUUCGUUUUCGAAUGAUGUACGCGGUUAUAUCUCGUUACAGAAACCGUUUCUGUUCUGAACUAUUGUUCCGAUGGUUGGACUUUAUAAUAUUUGUGUUCUAGUAGCUUGCAGGAGCAUUUUAAAAAUUGGAGGCCCAAAUGAACGAAAACAUAUGUCAGAUGCACCCAAUUAUAAAAAGUUGACAAACAGUAUUCACUCAGGAAACCCCGGGAAUUUUGAAGGCACAGCUGAUUUGCUUCCUAACAGAUCUCCAUUAAAGGCUCAUGCAGAACAAAAUGACUACCAAAAAAAAGUAUAAAGAGAAACAGAGAGUCUUCAGCUUUUGCUGUCUUGUAAUUGCAGGACUAUAGCGUUGAAAGAUUGUUUGACUUGAUCAUGAGUUUAUGCGAAUCACUGCAAAAUGUGUACAGAACGAAGAAUUCCAAAAUCGGUUUAUACACAGACAUGGUAAAUGAUCUUUUUUUUUCUGUUGGAUGAGUUGGAUCUAAAGUGUAUCUAAAGAGGAUUAAGUGGCAAAAGGAACCG
Silurus meridionalis is the source of this 2269-nucleotide messenger RNA. Its product is annotated as zinc finger protein 135-like. The record is from RefSeq and is a predicted model, not a curated record. NCBI's taxonomy places the organism in Eukaryota, Metazoa, Chordata, Actinopteri, Siluriformes, Siluridae.